Molecule: messenger RNA, 5411 nt
Organism: Syngnathus typhle (broad-nosed pipefish)
Lineage: Eukaryota; Metazoa; Chordata; Actinopteri; Syngnathiformes; Syngnathidae
Gene: zcchc2
Product: zinc finger, CCHC domain containing 2
Exons: 14
Coding region: 103-3489 (1128 amino acids)
Molecular function (GO): zinc ion binding; nucleic acid binding
Source: RefSeq, a predicted model, not a curated record
UAAUGUAGUAGAAGAAGGAAAUAGUAGCCCACUAUGGAGCCGCCCUGUUUAAUGGCGAGCUAACAGCAGCAACACUCCAAGCGACUUACUCUGGGUGUUUUCAUGCCGAAACGCGUCAAUAAUGUAGUUGUAAACCCCCGCCAUUCUGACGUUGGGCUCGUUCCCGCAGCGCCGAUAAUGCCGAAGAUGAAACUACGGAUGAAAACAGGCAAGGAAGGUGGCGACGAAACGACCGAGGAAGAUGCAUUAGUGGAGCCGAAGGAACGUCAGCAUAUCCCCAGUGUGGUCUCUCCCACAUCGAUGUCCAACAGGCUGGAGCAGUCGCCCCACGAUCAUGUUUUUCCACCCCAGAUGGACAAGGAGACUAUUUUUGAAUGGUUCGGCUUUCAUCUAAACCCUGCCAAGCGAAUCGAGUUCAUGUGCGGGCUGAUGCACAUGUGUCAACCCCUGGAGCUUCGUUUUUUAGGAUCGUACUUGGAAGACCUGGCUCGGAAAGAUUAUCAUGUUUUACGAGACUUUGAGUUUCGUGCAAAUAAUCCAAACGAGCUGGGGAUUUUAACGGAUUUAAUCGACCCCGUUGUGAGGUCUAAGCUACUAGUGUGUCUUUCGCUUCUCGGAUCUGACAGCAGGGAAUGCGCUGGGAUACUCUUUCGCAUACUGAGCCAUGUAGAUCCGUCGUUAUUCUACAAAAAACAUGACUACUCCCUUCCUUCAUUCGGGGACCCUCAGCACCACUCGUUGGAUCCGGAUGGGAAUGCUUGCAAACAAACAUGCGCCGUGUCAAACACCGAGAUCUCCCCUGGAUCUUUGGACCAGUUAGCGCUACUUUUCAGUAUGGCCUCUUUACACCCAGCUUUUCAUUUUCACCAGCGAGAAACGCUUCGGGCGCAACUGGAUAAAAUUGAGCUGGCGAUUGAAGAGGAAAGACGACAGAUUCGUGGAAAUGCACAAACAACGGAAUUGCCAGGACAUAAGGUUGAUUAUCUGCCUUCUUCGUCUUUGGGAGAGUGUGCAGACUCCCAUCCUCCUUAUCAGAGCCGACGCUCCAGACGCGGGGCGAUACAAAAAGAAGCAGUGCAUAUAGAGGCAAUUGUUCUCAAGUGUAUCUCUCUGACCAGAAUAGACAAGGAAUACAACUUUGAGGUGAAGUGGUCAGACUCCUCUUCUAGUAACGUGACCAAAACUCAUCUGGAAUUGGAGAAUUUCCUUUUUAAGCUUCCUAAAGAUCAGUGCACUAACUCAUUUGAGAAGAGCCUCCUGAGACUUUUGAGCCACUAUGAGAGCAGAGAGUGCGAGAAAAGCCUCAGGGAAAAGUUCCUUGCUGCGCCUCCAAUUUUCAGACAGACCAAGAGGGUGUGCAGCUUCUUCAAUUGCGACUCCAGUUAUUCUACCAAACCAUCAAGUUGCCGUUGCAACUGUCAGCUGGGGAAAAAUUUACAAGGCGAUUGCUCUGACGCCUCAAGUCAGGAUGAAGAAUCAUACAGUCAAGGGCAUAAGAAAAAGCACGGCGCCAAGAGUGCAAGUCAAAGUCUGCCCAGUGCAAAAGGGCCUCGGGGAGACAGUUGGAGAGGACCUCAUGUCGCUGAGCUCAGUGGUUCAUCAGAAAGGAGGAAAAGAGGCUUCAAACUGAGAAGCGUGCCGGAACCUGAACAGAAAACGGAGAAACGAAACCACCCAGGAGCCAAGGCUAAAAGCAGAGACAGAGGCAGAGAAAAAGGAUCUUAUUUGAUUAAUGGUAAUCUGGCACCAACUCAUUUGCCUCAAAAUAAAGGUUUGGUAGCUGUUGCUGGCUCUGGACCGGACACAUUUGGUGAAACGUCAUCAGAGAGCUACAGUUCUCCGUCAAGUCCUCAACACAGAGGAGUAGAGAGUCUGGAUAGUGAAGAUGAUAACAAUAAAGAUACUGACAGUCAUUCUGAUGACUCCUUCCAAGUAGCAGGCCCCAGCAUGUUCUUUGCCCGUCAAAGUGAUCCAAGUGUCGUGGAAAACCUGAUGUCUGUCCACCCUUUGUCCCCAAACAACCAGAUAGACUUUACAGGCCCAGAGAACAACUUACAGUUUCCCCCUCUUUCCUUCAUGCAUCCUGACGUGCUUCCAAACGGCGCCUGUGACCCUCCACUGACCGUGCCUCCGCUUUCCAGCCAAAGCGUCCUCCCGGAUGGAAAGCCUUCUUCUGGACCGCUGAUGAUGCCCAUGCCUCCGGGGGUUCCGGUUAUGCCAGGCCCCGGGGAACCGGAAAAAAGGGACCUCAUGCCAACUUUUGGUAUCCCGUCAAUGGGGUUCCAACCCGGUGUGCAGCCUCUAGUCCAGAGGUUCAAAACCGCCUUGCCGCAUAACCAAGGUGGUCACGAUGGCUCCUCGGAGAGCACUUCUACUCCCGCCGGCUCCCAGUCCGCGCAGCAAGCCCCGGUGCGACCUAUGGGUGCCACGUCUUCGGGCCUCGCCAUGUACCCAUCCUCUCUGCCCUGCCAGGACGCGGCCGCGCUAAGUUCAGGUCUGACGCGGUCACUGCCUCUCGGAGAGGCUUCCCACGCCAAGCAUCCCGGUUUAACCCUAGGGUCCGCUCUGCCAUCCGCAUUCACUUUGCCACCUGGAGGUGCGCCGGCAGCUAGUGGACAUGUGCAAGCAGGCGUGCCGCCGGCCGUGCCCACGCACAGCCCGGGCCCCGCCCCCAGCCCAGCACUUGCUCACGGCACGGCGCUCAGUGACUGUAUAUCUUACAGCAAUGCCGGCGCUUCCUGUGGAAGUGGCUGUGACAAUCCUAUCGCGCUUCCACAGAGUCAGCAGCAACAAGUGCCCCCCCAGCCGCCCGCACCGCAGCCGCCGCAGCAGCAGCAACAGCAUCUGAUGGGCUGCGGGACCUGCGGCUGCCACAACAACUGCGGCAGCCGAGGCAGCGGCAACGGCGUGAGCGGCUGCCAAGUGCCGCUCUUUUUCCCCAACCACCAAAUGGCUGCAGCGGUGCGGCAGGUCUUCAGCGUCCCGCCCCCUCUCUUCCAACUCACGAGCCUGUGCAUCAACAGCUACCUCACCCAGGGCCAGCCACCCCACCAGGCCAACGGGGCCGCCGCCCUGCCACCUUUCUACCCAAACGCCCCGCCCCCCGGCCACCCUUCAGCCUACGGCCCCAUCCACUCGCAUCCUCACAGCCACGCAGACGCGUCGUCUCACAUGCUGAGCACGCAAGUGGUGGCGGCGGCGGCGGCGGCGGCGAGCUACAACCUCCAACAGCAGAUGACACCGGUCGCAUCGUUCCAGCGCAUUUACCGGCAGGUUUAUCCCAAUCCUCUUGGGAUGCUUCAAGCGGCUUCACUUGGGGCCGGCGGAGUCAAUAAGAAGAACGGGAGCGUGUCCUGUUCCAACUGCGGUGUGAGCGGACACUACGCUCAGGACUGCAAUCAGCCCCCCAUAGACUCCGCACAGCAAGGCGGUUUCCGGUUAAAGUACGCGGCUUCACACGUCGCCGAGGCACUUGACGGCGCUGACUGAAAAAGUGGAGCUGUGCCGGUGACCCUGGCGCUUCCGUGUGGUCGAAAAAAGCAACGACAUAACAGGAAGAAAGCGUCCGCCGCUAAGGGCUCAGCGGACAAAAGCGACAAAAAGUAUUUGUGCCUAAGCCUUAUUCACAUGAAAUCAUUUCGACGUCCGGUGCACAUGAGUUCCUCCCCUUUCAGAUGAAUUUGGAUGUUUUUGCACUGAGGGUUGGAAAACAUUUAACUUAUUACUACUUGAUUAUUAUCAUUAUGAUGAGGAAUAUUAUUACUUUACUUUUAAGGGGCUUUUACAGACUUUUUAAAGUGAAGAUAACCCUGAGCAACAUGAAACAAAAAAAAAAAAAAAAAGUUCUCCUGCUUUUAAACACCUGCUAUUUAUGCUUUGUCGACAUUACUGUUCUUAGGAAGGUUUUAUUUGUUUGACGGAAUAUUUUCGGAUAGACGGUAAUCAAAAUGUAAUUAAGAAAAUAAUUGUGUUGACCUCACUGUAAGUUUUUGAAUGUACGUCACAUUUAAGGAAGCUGAUGUGCGAAUCGAAUGCUUGUUUUGCCACUCAAUAAGAUUGUGGGCAUUUGAAGAUAAUUGCUGCUUUGACCGUUAACCCCCUGCAUUUUCAAAAUGUUUUUUUUUCUUCCCCCGCUAAUGUGCACUACAACAUGAGGUGACGUGCAUUUCAAGCCGAGGUUUUACUUUGUAUUAUUAACAUUCGUUGUCACCUGCAGAUACUACAAAAACACAAUCUUUCUCAGUUCAACGAGUACAGCGAACCUUCGCAUAUUUACAGUGCGGCAUUCACAAAGUCACGUUUGGUUUUUAAUUUUGCUUUAUAUAUACUCUUUAUUCACCUUAAAGUUCACCUACUUUAUUUGUUGUGUGUGGCGCCCCCUUGUGGCCUCUUGGUGUCUUGAAACUAUGUUAACGUGAGUUGGAGCUUCAUUGAUGUAAGUGCUUUGAUGGCACCUGGGUGCCGAGAAACUUCGUAGGAGUGAGUUGAGGGGUUUCAUUUCUAAAAAAAGUAGCACUUUGUCACCAUGUUGUAGCAUCUAUAGGCAAUUGUUAACUUGACACUAGCGGUGGUUCACUGUGAUGGGUCAAAGGUCUUCUGGGUCCGAGGGCUGCUGGAUUAGUCUGUUCAAUAUUGAAAUCAUAUGUAUUUGAGAUCGGAAAAGCAUUUAUUGACCAUUCAUUUAUGAACUUUUGUUCCUUGAACAUCAGAAUCAGCUUUAUUGAGCAAGUUUCUGCAUGCCAAACAAGGAGUUUGACUUUGGUUGAUCUCAGCCUCUGUACAACAUUUAACAGAACAGAACAGAACAUGCGGGGAUAUCCCGGUCGACUUGCACGUCUCAGAACGGAAACACCAAAUAAUCGUUUGUCCUCGAUUAUAUGAAUUUUGAGAUUGUCUUUGAUAAAUUGAGCAGCCCUGCUGGAUCCUAGAUAGCAAACCAAUGCACGGACCGCUUUCCAUACUGGUUUGGUAACAAAAUGUCCUCCACUGCGUGAUGUCGUGUUGGUUAGAGCUGCUUGCUGUUGCAAUGAAGAACUAUGCAUGUCCAUUUCUUUGGUUGUGAAUUCUAAUGUGUGGUGAUGAUGAGGGAAGGUGACCGGUCAGGGCAAAUGACUUCUGUCCCACACUGCUUCCGAGAUCUGACUUCUUUCCCCAAUUUGAUAGAGUGAAUCACAAGCGCUGCUGAUGUCCACCAGUCGGACUUGUGAAGAAGGAAGUCCUCUGUAAAUAUUCUGUGCAGGGGAGGAGUUAAACGUGAGUGUUGUGUUGACCUCAAUGGUGUAAGAAAAUGGUGUUUACUGUACUCUUUGAUACUGGAAUGCCAGAUAUAUUUCUAGAGCAAAAUUUGGAUUUUAUGCAAUCUGUUUUCAUUUCAAUUAAAAGCAAUAAAAGGAGAAAUGUGUUGUCAUGAA